Messenger RNA from Crotalus tigris (Tiger rattlesnake), 2008 nucleotides. Its product is annotated as BPI fold-containing family B member 6-like. The record is from RefSeq and is a predicted model, not a curated record. The transcript is spliced from 16 exons. NCBI's taxonomy places the organism in Eukaryota, Metazoa, Chordata, Lepidosauria, Squamata, Viperidae. Gene Ontology annotation, molecular function: lipid binding. The coding region runs from base 206 to 1612 and encodes 468 amino acids.
CCCCUGAUGAGUUUGGAUCACAUCUCCAUGGUUAUCAACGCUCUGAAUCGCUUCUUUCAUCCACGGGGAAGUAUAUAACUGGCAACCCAAGAGAAGAUUAGUGGGCAAAGAUUUGAGCACAUUGAGGAAGCUCCAUCCAUCCAGACAUCCAAAGAUUUGUUUCUGACUUUCUGCCAGCCUGUUGCUUAGAAGGAGCUCAGCCACCAUGGAUCUAGCCCUCAAGAGGCCCUGGGUCAGCUUGCUGGUCUUCUUCUGUGUCGGGAUGGUCCAUACUGACACAGGAGAGAUGUACGGACCUCAGCUGAAAAUUGAUCCCAAAACAAUGACACGCAUCAUCCAGAUGGCCAUGACAGACAAGAAGAUUUUGGAUGGGAUGGCGACCAUGGCAACCAAGAAUAAGGCACUCAAAGGCCUCAAAGGGAUGAAACUUAAAGAUUUCAGACCCCCUGAAAUUUGCACAAAGUUAAUUCCACCCAAGCAAAUGCAGACAUCCGUGAUUAUUACCCUCACAGUUGCUGGGAAAAGCUUUAUCGGCGGAAAAAUGGAGAUCACUCUGAAAUCCAAAAUGGACAUCGUGAUUAAGGUGACCAAACACCCCACCAAGCACAUCGGGAUGGAGAAAACCAGCUGUGAAGUGCGUCUUUUGGCCUACAAAACCAACCUUCCCAGCAACAUGAUUCCAAAAGUAGUGAAUAAAUUUUUGAAUACUACACUUGGGAAACUCUUGCCUGGCAUGAUGUGCCCAGCAGCAGACAACGUGAUCGGGUUUAUGGAGACAAAAUUAGAACACAUGUUUGAAAAGAAAUCUUUUGGUGAGAACCGCACAAUGUGGUACGAAGUGGUUGAAGAUCCAGAAGUCUUCCCAGAUUACAAGUUAAUUCAGCUUAAGGCUAAAUUCCAAUCUAGUAAUGGAGAAAUCAUAGAGGCCACACCUGAUCCGGUCCCUGAAGGCCUGCCCCCAAAAGAGGAAGGAAAGAACGCGGUCUAUCUACCUGUGGCGAUCAUCAACGUGGCGGUGACAUUGAUGGAUGGCUUGUUCAACUCCGUUAUUACCGAAAUUGAGGGUUCCACUCCUACUACUGACCAGCUAAAAGAAAUAUUGCCAGAUGCUGAUCUACCUGCUGGAAAAGAAGUGAGAAUUGAAAUAGCUCAGAAAGUCAAUGUCACAUUUAUUGUGUCACCUACCGAAAGCCACAUGACAACCCAUUCCAAAGCCUCGUUCUUGUCUGUUGAAGAUGGCGCCGAGCUCCUCUCCAUAGACAUGGUGCAGGAAUGCAGCGCCAAUUUUGGCAUAAAAGAGGAACGGCUGUCAAUCUCCCUGGAAUCAGGAUCAUGCAGGACAACGGAGAUUUCUUCCCCUGCUGGAGAUGUAGAACCAGCCAAGGAUUUUAUGAAAACUGUCAUGGAUGUCUGGAUCCCACAAGCCAAUAACGUCUUGAGCAAGAAUCAGAUUCCUCUCCCAAGCCUGCUGGGGCUGAUGUACCGCGAAGGUGAAGCCACCCUCAGUUUUGGAGAGAACGUGCUGGUCUUCCACGUGACGAUUGAGACUUACGAUGAAACCGAGAUGGCAGAGCGAAUAAGACGCUACCAAGAGAAGCCCAAGACCUCAUAGAAAGGGGAAAGAGUAGAGGUCUUUCUGAUCAACACAUCCUCCCCUUGGCUCAUUCAGCCGUUGAACCUCUGCCUUGGAACGAAUUUGACAGAAUUCACACGCCAAUCGAGAAGAUAAAGGCAGCCUUCUUUAAUGUCUUUUAAUUAUUCACAUUUUUGGGUAAACCAAUUUGAGGUGUGGUUAAUUGGGAAGAACAACACACAUUUAUACGAUCCAUUAAUGCCUAAAAAAACCCCGAUUCGGUGCUUCCAGGAACCUUUUUUUGCUGAGGUAUCUCUUUCCUUCUUUGCCCGGGAAACUUCUACUCUGCUGUGUCUUACUCUCGGUAGUAGCAGAUUACUAGGGACUUAAGGGGAACUCUGUCCAUGUUUAUCAAAUAAAAUAUUCCAAUUUCCA